AUGGGAGUGAAAAAGGGAGAUAUUCCUGUUGUGGAUAUUUGCAAAGAGGACUUGAACUAUAAGCGGACAGGAAGAAGGAGAAGGAUACAGGAUAAGGAAUGCGAAGAGGAAGAUGUCCUGCCGAAGGAACGCAAUGCCUCCUCUAUAACCGGUUCCUCAACAGUCCGCGAAAGUUCACAGUUCACCGGAGCUGGUCUCAUUAACCUAUUACAUUCAUUUUAAAUAUUAGUU
Molecule: messenger RNA, 231 nt
Organism: Nezara viridula (southern green stink bug)
Lineage: Eukaryota; Metazoa; Arthropoda; Insecta; Hemiptera; Pentatomidae
Source: the annotation of a GenBank genome assembly